Messenger RNA from Amoebophrya sp. A120, 6572 nucleotides. The record is from the annotation of a GenBank genome assembly. NCBI's taxonomy places the organism in Eukaryota, Dinophyceae, Syndiniales, Amoebophryaceae.
AGCCCUUUCCAUUUUUACCUCGCAGCGCUUUUAUUUUUCCGUGAAGAUUCGUUUGAUUUUUGUAUCCUUAGCAAGAAAGGGAAAAUUUGUUUUUCAUGUUGUAGAAGUAGGACCUGGACAAAAAGACACACAGCACGCGGUUGUAGUUGUGAGGACAUUUUUUUACAAAGAAUUCGAAUCACCUUCUCCUUAGCAAGCAAAAAACACUCACGAUAAAAAAAUGUCUUCCUACCGUUCCUACCACGGGCUCGAGUCCGAGUCGGAGCUCCGGUCCGAGACCGACUGGGAAGCGCAGUCCGUUUCUACGUGGAAGGUCGGGGCAAAUGACGGGGAAGGGAACUUGUUACACGGUCACCAGACCGACCAGAUGAUUGUCGACGAAUUCGAUGAAGACGAACCUGACGGAUUGUUGUGCGAGGUAAUAAUUAUGGGUUUCGCGCAUAACAGAGUGUGUGAUAUUGCGUGAUCUGUAUGACAACUUUUAGUAGUACGUUGAGUUAUUUCCUUUUUCCUACCUCAAAUACAAAACCACAAAAAGAACGACCCACAACACAGGAAGCCUGCCCCGAGUUCGCCUGUCGCUACUGUCUGACCUCCAAUCCAGAAUGCGUGGUCAAGUGCACGAUCUGCAACAAGUGGUUUUGCAACGGGAACCAAGCCACGUCCGGCGCGCACAUUGUCCACCACAUGGUCCGCGCAAAGCACCGCGAAGCCGCGCUGCACCCCAAAGGCCCCCUCGCCGACACAGCGUUAGAGUGCUACUGCUGCGGUUCCAAGAACGUCUUUCUCCUCGGUUACGUUCCGAAAAAGGAGGAUUUUGUCGUGGUCUUGAUCUGCCGGGAGCCGUGUUUGGUCCAGAACGCGUUCAAAGAUUCCCAGUGGGACACGACGAAGUGGGAACCGCUGAUUUCCAAUAUCAAAUGCAAAUAUGUCUGGGUCUGGAAGGAUGUAAGUUGUGAUGCUGCAUUUGCAUACUACAAAAAUCUGUAUUGCAUGAACAGCAAAAGAGGUCCAGUUUUUGCCACGGCGAGAGGGCAUUUCUCAUGCGGUAUAAUAGGCAUCAGAAAGUCCUCACAAAAUCUGUGAUGCUAGAGCAUGCAUCACAGACGUCAGGAGUCAUGCAAAAUGUGCAUGACAAAGUUUGCAGCCUUCCAGACCCAGACAUAUUUGCAUUUCAUAUCCAACCGGAUGUUCUUGCCCUGGUUAGUGAAGGAGCCGGACAUGAGCGACAAGAGAAGGUUAAUCACGCCCUCCCAAGUCGCGAAGUUAGAGGAGAUUUGGAAAGACAACCCCACGGCUACUUUGAAGGACAUGGAGCGGAUCGGCACGAUGAACUCGGGUGUCGAGGUAACCUGAGGAAAAACGUCCCCACCCCAUAGUCAAGAUGGAGACUUUGCAACAGAAACCUCGAAGUCGUGGGAGUGACGCAUGACAAGUUGCAGUCCGUAGUGUAUUAAUGCAUGUUAGCAAGGUCAGCCGCAUUACAAAUCCAUCUGCUCAUCCUGUUUGCAGCAUCACAAAGUGCACAGCACGACUGUAAAUGCCUCUCAUGGGGAUGCGCAUCACAAAGUUUCCUGUCAUUCCAAAUCUGCAUAACAACUCUGGGGGGGGGACGUUUUUUCUCAGGAUAGGGGGAAGAGGAAGAAACCAGACCGGUCACCCUCCGGUACGAAGACGCGUAUCAGUACCAGCACACGUUCGCACCUUUAGUGAAGAUGGAGGCGGACUAUAUCCUGAGUAAAAACGUACCCACACCAGAGUUGUAAUGCAGAUUUGCAAAGAGAGGAAGACUUGUGACGCGCAUCCCCAUGAGAGCCAUUUCCAAUCGUGUUUUGGAAUUUGUGAUGCUGUGAACAGGAUGAGCAGAUGAAUCUGUGAUGCGGCUGCACUUGCUAACCUGCACUACACUGCAUAGUGCAACUUGUCAUGCAUGACUCACAAAACUCCUAGGUUUGUGUUGCAAAAUCCCCAUCCUGACUCUGGUGUGGGUACGUUUUUACUCAGGAUAGACUACGAUAAAAGGAUGAAGGAAUCGCAAUCCCAGCAGAACGUGAAAGUCCGGUGGGACAUCGCGUUGAAUAAAAAGCGGUUAGCGAUGUUUUACUUCACGAAAGAGACGAACGACAUCCGACUGGCGCCGGGAGACGAACUACGGUUGAAGCACGAAUUUGGAAUCAAACACCCAGAAAGCGGUCAGAUGGUCAGCUGGGAGUGUCAGGGAACUGUGACGAAAAUCAACUCGCAGGAGGAGGUGUGUUUGGAGUUGAGGAACGCGGAGAAGAAAGGGCCGUGGGACAACGAGUUGGUGGAUGGGUUCACGGUGGAAUUUGUGUGGAAAUCAACCAGCUUUGACAGGAUGCAAACGGCAAUGCGCAUUUUUGCGGUGAAUGAGACGAGUGUGAGCGGGUAUGGAUAAAAUUCUUUGUUUUUGUCAUGCAUUUUUUGCAACACAGAGACAGAGACUGCGACUUUGUGAAUCAAAAAAUCCAGAGCUGGUGUCCUGCAUUUGUCAUGCAAACAUCCCAUCACCUUCAAUUCAAACAGGUACCUCUACCACCGCCUACUCGGUCACGAUCCGGAGCAGCAUAUGCAUUGCAAAUAUGUCUGGGUCUGGAAGAAUUCGAAUCUGUGAUGCGAAGUCUACAUCAUGACAAAACCUGUCAUGCAUGGCUAGCAAAAGGCUACCCUACAGUUCUUGUUGCUGAAAGAGGGGAUUUGUCAUGCGGAUUAGGCAUUGGGGUACCUACUCAAAAUCUGUAAUGCUAGGGCUUGCAUGCCAGACGAUCUGGGUCAGGCAAAAACUGCAUGACAGAUCUCGCAUUCUUCCAGACCCAGACACUUUUGCAUUUGAUACAGCAAGAAAUCCGUCAAUACCUCAACGUCCGCCACUACCAGGCCCCAAAUCUCCCGGCUUUGAACCACUCCCAAUCCUACGCGGUGAAAAAAGCGCUCUACUCCCCCCUGCAGCUCAUCCAGGGCCCACCCGGAACUGGUAAAACCGUCACAAGUGCGACCAUCGUGUACCACAUGUGUCGGAACGCGCAGGAACACUGCAGACAGGAGCGGAUUUCCCCCCAGCACGCGCAGGUUUUAGUCUGCGCGCCGUCGAACAUCGCGGUGGAUCAGUUGGCGGAAAAGUUGCACAAGACCGGGUUAUCCGUUGUCCGAGUGGUCGCCCGUUCCCGCGAGCACAUCCCUUCGAACGUCGAGUAUUUGUGCUUACACAGACAAAUAGCACACUUAGACACAGUAUCAACUGCGAAAAUGUCUGGGUCUGGAAGAUUGCUACAUUUGUCAUGCAUGUCUGACAUGACUCAAGAAUCUGUAAUGCAGGAGCGCGAAGCGGUCCUCUUAGUUGUCAUGCAAAAACGCAGUUUGCCAUGCGCAACACGCAACACAUAGGAGCCCAAAAACUUGUCAUGCUUGGCUCCGUAUUUAAUUGCAGUGGAGCCCUCAUUCACUUUUAGCAUUACAAGUUUCCAGACCCCGACAUAUUUGCAUUUGAUACACAGCGGAUAACAAGCAAUUGCAAAGACUGGCGGAGUUGAAGAACAGGAUGGGUGGGGAGUUGAACGCGGAGGAUGAAAAAACAAUGAGGAAUUUGACCAUGAAAUGCGAAAAACUUUUAUUGAUGUCGGCGAACGUGAUUUGCACAACGUGUGUCGGUGCGGGCGACGUGAGGUUGCAGCAGAUGAGGUUCCGCCAGGUUUUAAUCGAUGAAUCCACGCAAGCGACAGAACCGGAAUGCUUGAUCCCGAUUACAAACGGGGCGAAGCAGGUACUACACUAGAGUGCAUUUCAUCGAGUGAUCCUGCAUCACAAAUUUUUUUCAAUUUUUUUGCUGCUUCGUGCAUAUUGGGAGCGAACUUUUGUCUUGCAUGAAACACAUCAACACUAGCAUAAAUUCCCAGGUCGUCCUGGUCGGAGAUCACUGCCAGUUAGGUCCGGUGAUCAUGUGCAAGCGCGCCGCCAAAGCCGGUCUCCACCAAUCUCUCUUCGAGCGAUUAGUCCACUUAAACGCCCGCCCGAUCCGCUUAGAGGUCCAAUACCGUAUGCACCCCUGCCUCUCCGAGUUUCCAUCUCACUCCUUCUACGACGGCUCGCUGCAAAACGGAGUGACAUUAAAAGACCGCACCUACCACGACAUGGGCGGCUUCCCCUGGCCGAAGCCCAGCAUGCCGAUGUUUUUCUACAAUUCCACUGGUUUAGAGGAGAUUUCGGUUUCCGGGACCAGUUAUUUGAACCGCACGGAGGCGUCGAAUAUCGAAAAGAUUAUCGCGUACUUUUUGAAAGCCAGGAUCAAGCCGGAACAGAUCGGGGUCAUCACGCCCUACGAGGGGCAACGGUCGUACAUCACGACUUUGUUGCAAAGAUCCGCAACCGUGAUGCAGACCCGAGGGUUCGAGGAGAUUGAGGUGGCGAGUGUGGACUCGUUUCAGGGACGGGAGAAGGACUUUAUCAUUUUGAGUUGCGUGAGGAGCAACACAAAUUUAGGUAUAAAUAGAUGCUUUUUUGAAAUAGUUGCUGUUUUUGCCUUGGUCAUUGGGCGCUUGCGCUUCACCUGUGUUCUUUCAGUUGAUUUUUUUGAACACUUACUGCCAAUUAAAAUUAUGGCAUCGAUUUCAACACUUUUCCAAUACCUACCACCACUCUCAGGUAUCGGUUUCCUGAACGACCCGCGCCGUCUCAAUGUCGCCCUGACCCGCGCCAAGUACGGAUUGGUGAUCUGUGGUAACGCGAAAGUCCUUGCCAAAGUCUACAAGGGCACCUCUCUCUGGCUCAACCUCCUCGCGCACAUGAAGAAGUCCGACUUAGUCGUCGAGGGCCCUUUAGCGAAUUUGAAGUCUUCGAAUCUCGAGUUGGAAGCGGCCCCGAUGCGCAUCGGCGGAAACAUGAUGAUGAACGGAGGUGGGCCGAUGGGUCCGAGUUCUGGACCUGGGUUUGGUGGAAACGGACCGCAGAUGGGCGGCGGUGGAUACGGGGGCAUGAACGGUGGAGGGGGCGGAUACGGAUACAACGGAAACGGAGGACCGCCGGUUAAUAACCAGAAUUAUGGGGGAAAUGUGAACCAGAACGUAAAUGCGCAGCAGGGCGGUUACAUGAACAAUAACGAUGGCGGUGGAGGACCACAGCAGAACAAUUACAACGACGGUGGACCAUACGGAAAUCAACCUAAUGGAGCAACCAUGAACGGCUACAGCAACGGGAACGGGAUGGGCGGCGGGCCACCGGGUGGUGGACCACAGCACUACGGAAACUACGGCGGACCUCCGCAGUACGGCGCGCAGCAGCUUCCGGACGGGCUCGUUGGUGCACCAAGGUCGUACUUGUCCAGCAACCAGAGAUGGUAGAGCGAGAAGUAUUCGCAACAGUAGUUGUGAGGAAUCUUAGAUGAGAUCCAGAAGUAGACAAGUAGAACGACUACACUAAUAAACGCGGACCAAUGCUUCUGAAAGGAUUCUGGACAAAGAAAUCGAGGAGUAGCUGUGGAUGAACCUUGGGAAGGCCCCGGGGCGGAGGAGCAUGACGUCGAAAUUGCAGGGCGCUCUUUUCUUGCAGCGCAUCUGCUCUGGCGUCGGAAAGCAGCGGACAGGAAAUGUGCGAGCAACUACACGACGAGCAUCUUAUCACGGAAACAGCCCUGCUUCGCUCGUCGAACGAAGGAACCGCAGCCACGGACAGCGUCAACGAAGGGCUUGGGGCGGAACGAGCUGACACGCGAAAUCAGCGAGAAGUGCACUCGACAGUGCAAGAACCAGCGACGUUGGGACGGAAAAAGCAGGCACUGCCAUUGUGAACUGCGCAAAUCAGCACGAACUAGUUCGGACCGGCCCGCGGGUGCGGUUCCUCGUUCGACGAAGAGCAAGGGCAGACCAGAUACUUAUAAUUCCGCCGCGGUGGGAUCUGAAGGGCGGGGUGGUUCACAGUGAGACUCGAAGAAACAAAGGAUUUAGUACUAUACCUCGCGAAGCACUGGAGUAUAGUGAAAACACAAUUUCAAUUUCAAAGAAGAAGUAGCGACUACAAGAAAAGAAAAUUUCAAAGAAAUAAUGACGAGCAAGCGCUAGAAGUUCCAGUGCUGAGAAUACAUUUUCAUUUUCCCGCCCCACUAGAAGCUGCAUACCAUUGAUCGAAAUGAACAGGGAGAAGCGAAUCUUACUUGAAUUUUUACCUCAAUGUACAAGACCAAUUGCAAGUGUUAUGCGUUUCAUCUUGGUUAAGAAUGCAGCAGUUUCUCUCUUUCGAUGCAAUUGGCAUCGCAAAACUGCAAGAUGGUGGUUACUUUUCCAGAACACUUCGCUAAUGCUGCUCCUACCAAUUGCUGAACCUGAUACGCAGAGUAGAUGAACAGAAGAAGUUCCACUUCUAUUGCUGUUGCAAGAUUCAAUCGCAGCACCGCCACCGGACGACUAUUUUGGUUUUGUGCAUUCUGAAUCUGAAUCACAAUGGGAAUGCAGCGACCUUUUCCCACCCAAAACGACGACCACGACAUGUUUAUCAACCCCGUUUGAAGAAGUUUUCAACAAAACUGCGAAACUUUUCAAUUUUUCAAAACAUAAAGACAAGCCGAC